AUGAGCCCUUUAGCCGCAUUUUCUGAGAUAAGAAAGCAUCUGGAUCAUAUUGAGAAAGGUGAAAAUGUGAAGUAAGUGCUAAAGAACAGGCUCGGUUAUUGUUUCUUAGGGAAAAUGCUGAGUUAGUUAACGAAGUCAUAUCCGAAGUGAAUUUGUUUACCUCAGGAAAGGUCAGAGAGCUAGUGAAAUUCAGAUUUGUCGCUUUGUUUGAGAGAUUUGUGGUAAAAGAGCCGUCGUCAUACACUUCAGCGUUGUUGUGCCACUCAUUAUUUCAAGUUGUCGCAUUUGAAUACUUUUAUGAGGUUGACGACAGUUUAUCCCAGUGGAGACAGCUGGAGAGUAUCCCUGUAAGUGUUUACAUACCAUUAGUUUUUCAUUUUAGGAUGCGAAAAAUUGUCUGAUCUUCCAACUGGCUUGUUGUCUGCUACAUCGAAAUGAGGAACACGUCUUAAAAAGUCACGUUAAACAAACUCUGGAAUUACUAAAAUAUUUUGAAUCAAUGGAAAACGCGUAUGUUCAUGUUGUGAAGUCUUUUGUUUCUGCCCACAAAGACAUUUUCCUCGAAACCUUCGGCGUUUCGCUUAUCUCUUACGUGCUUUCCCUGGAACCUGAACCUGAAAUCAAUGCGGAUGUAAAUAAAUCCUUGGAAAAUGAGAGUGCGGAGUCAUUGAAUUGGAGACAUCUAACGAAUUUGUAUGCAAGAGGACGGGUGAAGGCAGUUAUUGCAGCUUCAGGGAACGUUUCUAAUAUUAAGGCAAGUAACAGUUGAUUUUAUUUACCUUUAGUUUAGUUGAACGAUAUGAUUUCAAGCUUGAAUCCGGAGGACUUCUCAUCCGACAAAUAUUCUUAUAUUUUGGGCGUUAUAAGAGCAUGGGUUUUAUAUCGACCUGGCUUUAAAUUUCCGAUUACGGGCAAGUUAUGUCAUCUAAUGGAAAUGGAAGAUUUGCGGACCGAAUCAAUGAAACUUUUGUAUGUUAUCACAGAGGUAAGUCUUAGUAAGCUGUAAAUUGAGUUCCUAGGACAAAUCAUCGAAUAUAAUGGCCGAUUCUUCGUUUCUCAAUUUUUGUGUCCAGAUUAUUCAUUGUCCUAGUCUCUUGAAGCAGCCGGUAACAGAAGAGAAGGUUACCUUUGCUAUGGCCAAAUGCAAUCUGUUGACUUCUAUAAUUCGUCGUUAUGACAAUUAUUUACAUCAAUAUGGGAUUUUAAGCGGAUAUGUGUCGGACCUUAUUUCUUUUUUGUUCUUGGCUAAGAAGUCUGAUUAUGAUGGAGAAAGAAUCGUUCUUUUGGAACACUCACUAAAAUUUUUAAUGGAGGCGCUUGGAGGAUCGAAGAAGAUUAAUAUGGUAGAGACAUUAAUUUGGGUUUACAAACUUAAUAUUUUUAUUAGGACUUGCCAUUUAUAAUGUCCAACAACCUAAGAGCAAACAGGAAGCCAGUGUUGCCGUUACUUACUGGACUGAAACAUUCGAAUCCAUUCCAAAUUGCUCUGUUAUCCACCAACCUUCCAGCACAUGAGAAACAACUCUUCGCCUUAUUGAUGAAACAUUAUACACAAGUGAAGACCCGUGUGGGAUGA
Bursaphelenchus xylophilus (pine wood nematode) is the source of this 1576-nucleotide messenger RNA. The record is from the annotation of a GenBank genome assembly. Lineage: Eukaryota; Metazoa; Nematoda; Chromadorea; Rhabditida; Aphelenchoididae.